Messenger RNA from Didymella exigua CBS 183.55, 629 nucleotides. RefSeq lists its product as uncharacterized. The transcript has a single exon. The record is from RefSeq and is a predicted model, not a curated record. The coding region runs from base 199 to 537 and encodes 112 amino acids. Lineage: Eukaryota; Fungi; Ascomycota; Dothideomycetes; Pleosporales; Didymellaceae.
CCACGCCACCCUUUGUUUCGCCGCUUGUCAGUCAACUGCCUUGCCGCUGACAGACUAACGGGCGUUUCACACAAAUGACGAACGCCCAGCUCCGCUGUGGUCAAUGCGGGCGAGGGUUUGCCGUAGCCAAGCUCUGCGAUCUCGAAACUUGCCCAGCGGCGAGGGCGCUCAGUGUUUCGGAUGGCCUGAUCGCCACUUAUGCACGAUGAGUCUGAAGCCGCCGAUGCACGCCCGCAAGGCAAAAUGCACUGGGAGACCUGCCGGCUGCCAGAGUACGCUGCGGAGGUAGUGUCGCCAUCUUCGUGCAAACAAAAUCUGGUUUUCCGCGAGAUUUACGGUUGUGUUGCGCUUAACUGCAUCGUCAUCUCAACUGCAGAUGAGCGGCGUCGCUGCCGGAGCAAAGCAAUCUCGAUCCUUGCAGCUUGGCUCUGCUGUUAUUAUGCUGUGAUCUACCCCAACUAUGUUGUUCGUUUUUGCUGCACUUCACCAUUUCGCUUCGCCGGCCAGUCGAUCAAGGAUGUGGCGUAUGCACGUUAGAUCUCAAUCCUCGUCUGUUCCUGCGUCCUGUCGAUCCACCAACGAACGCCGCGGACCAACAUGAUCACAAACCGAUCGAUGGCUUGAACCCU